AUGUUCAUCAAGUUCUUUCCUGCCACUGCAAUAUCAUCGAAAUACACCGCCACGCUAGGUCAUUUAGAAAAUUUCGAAGACGGCUGGGCUGGUACUAAUUCCUCGGUCAGCGAUUGGUCGGUCGCAAUUUUUCUAGGGAUCUUCUCUUAUUCUGGUUGGAACUACCUGAACUUUAUGACUGAGGAAUUGCGGGACCCGUUCGUGAACCUGCCGCGCGCGAUAUACAUUUCCCUACCGCUGGUCACUGCUAUAUACAUCAUGGCAAAUGUAUCGUACCUAGCUGUGCUGGGUCAAGAUAUACUCACCACUGAAGCCAUAGCUGUUGAUUUCGCGACAGCCAUCCUCGGCUGGUUGCGGUGGGUGAUGCCUGCGCUGGUCUGCAUCGCGACCCUCGGCGGCCUGUCGGUGAACAUCAUGACGUCGUCCCGCAUUUGUUUCGCCGGCGCCAGGAACGGUCACAUGCCAGAGUUACUCGCUCAUAUAAACAUAAAGUGUAUGUCACCGAUGCCUUCACUGGUAUUCUUGAUGCUGUUGUCACUACUGAUGCUGAUACCUGACAAUCUGACGUCCCUCAUCACGUACUGCACAGUAGUGGAGUCCUUCUUCACCACCAUUUGCUGCAGCGCCGUGCUGUGGUUGCGGCAUAAAAAACCUAACUUACCGAGGCCUAUUAAGGUGCAAUUAUGGAUGCCAUCGAUCUUUGUGGCGAUAACUUCGAUGCUGCUGGUGAUACCUGUGAUCAGCGAGCCGUUCGCGGUGAUAUCUGGCGCCUGCAUCACGUUGGCGGGGCUGCCGGCGUACUACGUGCUAGUAAAGAACACCCCAGCACCAAUCCAGAGAAUGACCUUGUCGUUCACACAUUUUUGUCAGAAAUUAUUUCUCUCGGCAGUCGAAGAAAAUGAAGAUUUAUAAUAAUCAUAAUUGGAACUUAUAUGUAUCACGUGCUAUAAUUUGAAUUAUUUUUAUGAAAUUAGUAUAGUUUAAACUAAUUUGUAUUUUUUUUCGUAAUUAUUAUAGUAUU
Manduca sexta (tobacco hornworm) is the source of this 1021-nucleotide messenger RNA. RefSeq names its product Y+L amino acid transporter 1-like. Bases 1 to 912 code for a protein of 303 amino acids. The transcript has 7 exons. Gene Ontology annotation, molecular function: L-amino acid transmembrane transporter activity. NCBI's taxonomy places the organism in Eukaryota, Metazoa, Arthropoda, Insecta, Lepidoptera, Sphingidae. Gene Ontology annotation, biological process: amino acid transmembrane transport. Gene Ontology annotation, cellular component: membrane. The record is from RefSeq and is a predicted model, not a curated record.